Plectropomus leopardus (leopard coralgrouper) is the source of this 5515-nucleotide messenger RNA. RefSeq lists its product as uncharacterized. Gene Ontology annotation, biological process: negative regulation of DNA-templated transcription; circadian regulation of gene expression. NCBI's taxonomy places the organism in Eukaryota, Metazoa, Chordata, Actinopteri, Perciformes, Serranidae. Gene Ontology annotation, cellular component: nucleus. The record is from RefSeq and is a predicted model, not a curated record. Gene Ontology annotation, molecular function: RNA polymerase II cis-regulatory region sequence-specific DNA binding.
CAGCUUUACUGGAAUAAAGUAUCGUCUCCAUCCUCAGCAGCUGAAAUGAAGAGGUGAAGAGUCGAGGGAUGGAAAAAACAGGAUUUUGAUCUCCUCUCAGCCUGCUCACCCCUGAAGGAACCUGCAGGCUGGCAAACCUGGACAGUGACAGAUGGAGAGGAACUGAGCGGCUGAGACGGCUUACCCCCCGACCUUACUACACUCUUUCUCCAUCUUCUCCCCUCCCUCCAAAGCAAUGCAGUCCCAGGGCAGCACUUCCUCUCAGCCCUCCUUUGAUUCGCUGAGCUCCAGCGACAGCCUCUUGUUCAGCGACUCAGAGCAAGCAGAAGACGACACAGACGUCUUCUUGACAGACAGCUCGUCCUCUGUCAUCAUCGGAGGCGUGGGCGGUUCCGUGUCGAAUGGAGACAGAGGGUCAGACAGUCCCGGUUCCCAGUGGACGUGUGACGGCUUCACAGACAAAGAGGAAGAGGAAGAGUCAUAUAGGUCGGAGAGCGCCGGCAAGGCAGCUCACAUCAGUUUGGAAGAGACGGAUGGUUCAGGCCAGAGCCCAAAAUCACAAGGAGACCUGCUGUUUGCCCAAAAGUGUGCUGAGCUGCAGGGUUUUGUCAGGCCUUUGCUGGAGCUGCUGAAUGGACUGAAGAGGGGCCGAUUCGAUCGAGGUUUGAGUAGUUUCCAGCAGAGCGUCGCCAUGGAUCGAAUCCAGAGGAUUGUGGGGGUUUUACAGAGACCCAACAGCGGGGAGAAGUACCUGAACACUCUGCUCCAGGUGGAGAUAAUGCUGAAGCUUUGGUUUCCUCAGAUCUCCACCCAGCCUGUCUCUGCUGCCUCCAGCGUCUCCGCGUCCCCUGCUCGUUCCCUCCAAGACACUUCCAGCUCCACCCCGCCGCACAAGCACAGGGAUCAGUUACAUAUUCCCGUCAAGAAGCGCAGACUCAGCUGGACAGGUACAGACUCCCCCACGCCCUCCCCCGUGCUUCUCAAGUGCCCUCGAAUCAGCGCGGAGGAGAAGAGGGUGAAGCAAGAUUGUGGUGAAAGGGACGGCCCUCCUCCUCCUCCAUCACUGGCCCCUGAUGCAAACCAAAAUUCACCAGAUGUGGCCCGCAACAGCCAGCUAAACGAGGACGCAAAGGGAAAGGACAGUGACAGCGAGGAGCUAGGCAGGCAGUCAAAAUACAAAGCCGGUCACAGCUCGGAGCCGAGCUUGACAUGGGUCCACGUCGCCCCCAUCCUGUCCCCACGAAAGGCCUGUCCCACACACGAGGGCCCGACAGUGGCGGGUAACAAUGAAAACCAGCCUGCCGUCCUCCCGCCCAGCAGGAGGGGCAGUCCAGCCACACAAGACAGCUCCAUCUCCUCUACCACACCCUACAAGCACCCAAAAAAUCUGAAGAAGCCAACCCGGUGCCAAAGCCAGCCUAUUGCCGGACAACAGAGCGAGACCACCGAAACAUGUCAGGGUCAAACUCCUCCAGUCACGCUUACGCCUUUGCCAGGGGAGUGCCCCGCCCCCUUGGAGACCUGAUGCGUUGAGUAAGCAAAGAGCCGGCAGCCUCGCCUUGUUACAUCACCGGGCUAAAAGCUGCUAAGUGAGGAUGAAGGGAAGAGGCUGAAGGCCUGUGAUUAUAGAUGCGUUAAAGGGAGGAAGAAAUGUAGGUGACAAAUGACGGAUCACACGUAACCCCCUCAUCAAAACCACAACUGCAGCCAAUAUUUCAAACAGGACAUAACGCGUUAAAUCAAAUUUAUCAGAGCUGAUAAUCAUAAAUCUAUAAUAAUCUAAAUGUGCACAGAAACGGUUGUGGUGGAGGGGGGGUAGGAAAGAACACCUAAAGCAAGCAAGUAAUGAUCAAAAGGAGAGAUUUUGAAGAAUUUGGAGGAGUAAAUAAUAAGAUUUCCUCGGCAUGAAAGCAAUCACUGUAUUCAGAGACGACUGUUUCCACAGACAUCUAACUCACGGGACACAUUUGAUCCGAAAUGAGAAAAGUUUGUCUCAGUAAUCAAAGCUUCCAGUGUUUAUUGUGGUGAGUAACUUCAAUCCAGAGUGAGUAACAGGGUGAGCUGAGUGUGAAGCUUAUAGCGGUUACAUUCACAUGUAGAUAGAAACGAGACAUCUGGCUUGAGGAGGAAAUAUUGAAAAUCUUGUAGCUAGAGACGUGAGAAAUACGGUGUACAGAACGCAGCAUUAUACUGUACGUGUGGUGUCGGACUCAGCGGAAACUGUGGAGAAAACGAUGCCAUCAACUCACGAAUGUAAUGCAAGAACUGUUUGGGCACUUGGCAUCGAGAGGUCAUCACAACGAGAGAUCACACGUCAACUUUUCAUGUCACGCCGUGGAUUUCUGCCCGGUCCUCGACUGCAAACUGACCAGCGAUCAGUGAAAAUCCCACAAAAGGUUCUUUAAAAAGACCAGCCGGAGGGAAACAAAAACAAGGACCACUCAAAGACAUGAGACUCUCGAGUCCCACAGUUAAUUUAUUCAUGUGUUGAUCGGACACUGCGUUUAUUUAUUGUUUGUAUUUAUUUAUUGGGCAGCUGAAUAUCGCCUGCUGUGCGCUCGCAUAGUUUGGCCUACAAUUGUUUUUGAGGCGAUUGGGAAGAUGCUGUUGACAGUUUGUGGUUUUUAUUGCUAUCAUGAGGAAAAAAAAGAAAAACAAAAACGAAGGAAGUGAAAUGUCAUGAUUGGACUAUUGGACUACUGUGCCUUUUUUACCAAAUAGGAUGUGUUCAGAAAAGCAUUUGGUGCUUUCAGUGCAUUCAUACUGCGUUUUGAUUGUUUGCUUGGAUCUUACAAAACCAGUACACAUUCAAUCACGAAAAGCUGACAGGUAGUCGUUUUCAUCUGGUAUCUAAAGUUACACGCAGCAUCCAAACCAACAGUAACACCAACUUUCUCUCUACCAUAGAUAUAGAAACAUAGAUGCCUCGUUGUCCGCUGAACCACGUCAGUGUUGCUGCCGUUUUGGAGAGGUAAGACUUUCCUGUAAAACAGUGGAGUUGCGGGUUUUCUGGAUAAAAGGCACAAAAAUGUUUACCUUUUAAAAAAAUGUAUUUAUGAUCUACGUUUUGUACCAAAAAAUGGUUUUAUCAUCAGUACAAUCUCCAUAGUUAUCCUAAAAGGCGUGACGCUCAAUAGAGGAGUGUGUGUGGCGUACAUAAACUGAAUCAUCAUUGGGAAUUGUAAAAAAAAAUCACUUUUUUUUCUGGCAUGAAUUUAGCUGCUUCCUUAGUUAACACUUGUGUGUAUUUAGGUAAUUUUCUCUCCUAGCUAGCGUGCCAGCUAGCUUAUGACGGCUGCUAGUUAGCUCAUCGACACUGAAACAAGAUAGAAACUUCCACUGCUGAUUUUAGAAAGGCCACGGCGAGAAAACAUGUACUCCGUUUAUUUCAUAAACGAGCGGAGGAAUUCGAUGAGAACUGGAUACAGCGUUGGAGGCGGGGCCCUGUUCACUUCCUAAAAGUUGCUCAUUGGCGCAUGAAGCCAUAAACAUUCAAUUUCCAUGUGUAAAAUUACCCCGAUGAUCAGCACUGCUUCAACGUCAUUUGGCCCGUAGAGAGGGAACUCGAGACUUCUGCUGGCCGAGUUGGCUACUUUCAGUUUAGCGCUCCGUUUACUUGAAUCGGCAUAAAAUUAUUUAAUCUUGCAGCUUUUCUUGACUCGUCUCUGACAGUGGAAAAACUUUUUUGGGUCCAGCAACACCACGAGAUAUAACUGAAAACUGUAAUUUAAUUUUGAUGCCAGGCUGGGUGUAUUUCCUGGGAGCCUGGUUCUGCACCCAGGCACAAUUAUGCUAAAAUAAAGGCCGCUAACUUCUGUGCGCUAGCUUUGUUAGCUUUUGCCAGCAGUCAGAAACAAUAAUCUAUGAUCCACUGUUGGUUUGAUAAUCUAAAAAAAACAAAAAGAUUGUUCUGUUGCCGUGGCCUGUCUAAAUUUUGCAGUGUUAAAAGUUACCAUAUACUAUUAGGUUUUAGUGAUGAAUACACUGUUAGCUGGUUAGCGCUAUUUGAAAAGUUGUCUACUUCCACAGUAAAUUUUAUCAUAUAGGGAGGUUUCCACAAGGAUAAUAGGCCAAAUGCAUGAGAAAGUCCAAUUUUGACUUAAUUUAUAACUUUAACGUUAGAAAUUGUGUUCAUGUAAGCCUUACACACACUCCUUUCUUAAGCAUCCUGCAGCAAUUUCAGCCAAAAUAUUGAGAUUCUAAUAAAGUUUUUUUGUAAAUGUUAACCCAUAAAUAUAAAAACAAUUCAUAGCAACUAUUUGCGAAAUACAAACAUUAUAGUGCUUUUUUUCCCCAGAAAAAACUGUACCUCCUGAAUUAUUGGGAAGUCUUGCCGUCUCCAGCAUGAUGGCGGCAGUGCUGAUGUAUGGCUGUAAUGGAGCGACACAGUCAGUGAGGUGUCUUUGUAUAUAUGUCUGUCUACUGCUUAAAAACCGGCGUCCAGCUCUUGUACUCAGACAUCUACAGUUGCAUAAACUGCCUACAUGUCCAACCUUGACACACACCAACAGCAGUGGCUACUAUUUGUCAUGUAGUAUUGAAGUGUAGCCUCCUUUGGAGCUUUUCUUUUGGUUCUGAUCAACAGAGGAACAGACUGAGCUGCACUCGUAGCUGGUGCUCUUGAAAACUUGAAAAAAAAGAAAAACUGAGAAAAUAGAAAUAUAAAUGUAAGGGAGGAAAUCUUUAUUUGCACCACCCUCCACUGCUGCUAUUCUGAUUCCAGUUCUGAUGUUUGAUAGGACAAAUCUGGAAAUCUGCUACACAAUAUUCUCUAAACCAAGGAGGGUUCCAGCGAUCAGAUUGGAUUUACCUAUAUUGCAAAUGUAUUGUAAAUACUUAGACUAAAAAUAUUUUUAAAUUGCUAUGAGCGGUUCGUAAACUAUUUACAUGAAUAGAGGAGGAGGGAUAUCCACGUACCAGACUCCUCUGAAAAACAAGCACCACGUGUGAACACAGAGCCACUGGCAGCCUCCGUCUUCCUGCCUACGUUUGCGGAGGAAGGAGCGUACAAACCUUCAGUCGCGGACCCAGAGUCAGACCGUCUUACCCGUCUUCAAACGUGACGGCAUCAUGUACCAGAUGCUGACUCGCGAUCGGAGUCUGGGGGGCGUCCUCCCCACUCCUGUUUUUAUACGGUUAUGGUGUGACAGAGAAACCAAUUGCACUUAUUUUUCAUCGUUUAUGUCCUUUUUUUUCAUGUACUGUAUGUUUUCUACUGCAGCGACCACUGCUGUUUGGUCAGAAAUAAUGUUUUUGUUUUUUUUUUUUAUUUUAGCUGCCUUUAUUUUUCUUCUUAAACUGUAAAAGCUGACUGUAGUUCCCCCCCCGCCCCCCCCCCCCUCCCCCACUCUGCUUCAUUCGUCUGCCCUUGCCCUCUCUCCUUCAUCUCCCUCAAUCCCGUUAGUAUCUUUUCUUUCUAAACUAAACUCUGUCUUUCUCUCAACCCCAACUUUACAUGAUAAUACUCUUCUGGCUACUUUUUCAAUACUGAUGAACAGGAAAAAAUCUUUUAAUA